Anneissia japonica is the source of this 375-nucleotide messenger RNA. Its product is annotated as scavenger receptor cysteine-rich type 1 protein M160-like. The record is from RefSeq and is a predicted model, not a curated record. Gene Ontology annotation, cellular component: membrane. Lineage: Eukaryota; Metazoa; Echinodermata; Crinoidea; Comatulida; Comatulidae.
GUUACGCACCGCUGAUUCGCAAUGUUUGUCAACACUUCAAGAUGUCUACCGAUUCGUGAAAAAGGCGUAUUGUAUAAAUAAUCGUCUCUAUAUAUUUUUAGGUUUUUGUAAAUGGAGAAUGGGGAACAGUGUGCGAUGAUAUGUGGGAUAUUUCCGAUGCAGAAGUUGUAUGUCAACAGUUGGGAUACGGCCAUGCUCUUGAUGCUAUUCGUUCCCCAGGUUUUGGACCGGGAAAAGGGAAAAUCCUUCUGGAUGAUGUAUCUUGUGUCGGAAAUGAGCGUGAAAUCAUCAAUUGCAUUCAAAACAAUUGGGGGGAAAAUAACUGCAACCAUCAUGAAGAUGCUGGCGUUCGCUGUUCUGGUACUCGGUCAAUUG